CGGCUGCCUGGGCCCGCGGCUCCGCAGGCUGGGUGCCGUUGCUGCUGUUGAGGGGCGGCGGCGGCGGCGGCGCAGACGGGCGGGAAGGAGGAUGCAGGUUCUGCGGCUAGAGCGGCGGAUGCAGACCGGGAACGAGGCUGACGUUUGGUCGAAGAGACGCGCGUCCCGAAGCAGCCGGCGCCGGUGCCGCUGAGGCAGCUGACUGACUGACUGACUGACGGCGGCGACCCGAGAGCCGGCCCCGGGGGGACCGCGCGGCGGACGAGAUGCCGGGGCCGCCGGCGUCGCCGCCGUCGCCGGUGCUGCUGCUGCUGCUGCUGCUCCUGACCGCCGGCAGCGCCCGGGCCGCGCCGCUUCCGCAAACAGGUGCAGGGGAAGCACCUGUUGCAGAAGUUCCCUCCUUGUUUGUGAUCCUGUCAGUGUGCAGUUUGAUGAUACUGAUAGUGUUAAUUGCAAACUGUGUUUCCUGCUGCAAGGACCCAGAAAUAGACUUUAAGGAAUUUGAAGAUAAUUUUGACGAUGAGAUAGACUUUACACCACCAGCAGAAGACACCCCCUCGGUCCAGUCCCCAGCAGAGGUCUUCACACUCUCAGUGCCAAAUAUUUCACUUCCAGCCCCCUCCCAGUUCCAGCCUUCCGUAGAAGGUUUGAAGUCUCAAGUUGCGCGCCACAGUCUAAACUAUAUACAGGAAAUUGGAAGUGGCUGGUUUGGAAAGGUCCUCCUGGGAGAGACUUACACAGGCACCAGCAUAGCAAGAGUCAUAGUGAAGGAAUUAAAAGUGAGUGCAAGCCCAAAGGAACAAGAUACUUUCCUAAAAAACGGAGAGCCUUACUACAUCCUUCAGCAUCCGAAUGUUCUUCAGUGUGUCGGGCAGUGUGUGGAAGCCAUUCCCUACCUUCUGGUGUUUGAGUUCUGCGACCUGGGUGACCUGAAGGCUUACCUGCGCAAUGAGCAAGAGCAUGUGCGGGGCGAUUCACAGACCAUGCUGCUGCAGAGGAUGGCCUGCGAGAUUGCCGCAGGGUUGGCGGCCAUGCACAAGCUGCACUUCCUGCACAGCGAUCUGGCCCUACGGAAUUGUUUUCUCACCUCUGACUUAAAUGUCAAAGUGGGCGACUAUGGAAUAGGAUUCAGCAGAUACAAGGAGGAUUACAUUGAGACGGAUGACAAAAAAAUUUUCCCCUUGAGAUGGACUGCUCCAGAAUUGGUGACCAGCUUUCAAGACAGACUCCUGACUGCAGAUCAGACUAAAUACAGUAAUAUCUGGUCCUUGGGUGUGACACUUUGGGAACUCUUCAGUAAUGCUGCUCAGCCUUAUACAAACCUUUCGGACCUGGAUGUGCUCAAUCAUGUCAUCAGAGAGAGGGACACGAAACUCGAGAUGCCCCAGCUGGAACAGCCAUACUCUGAUAGAUGGUACGAAGUGUUACAGUUCUGCUGGCUGUCUCCUGACAAGAGGCCAGCUGCAGAAGAUGUGCACCGACUGCUCACUUACCUGCGGAUGCAGAGCCAGCGGGACUCAGAGGUUGAUUUUGAACAGCAGUGGACCGCUCUCAAGCCAAACACCAACAGCAGGGACACAUCAAGUAGCGCCGCCUUCCCCAUCCUUGACCACUUUGCCCGGGACCGGUUAGGUCGGGAGAUGGAGGAGGUCCUCACAGUGACUGAGACCAGCCAGGGGCUGAGCUUCGAGUAUGUGUGGGAGGCUGCCAAGCAUGACCAUUUUGAUGAGCAAGGCCGGGGCCACCCAAAUGAAGCCUUGUCUUACUCCAACAUGUUCUUCCCUGUUGAAGUGUUUGAGAGUUCACUUUCGGAUCCUGGUCCUGGCAAACAAGAUGACAGUGGCCAGGAGGUGCCUGUGAGGGCCCCUGGGGUGGUUCCUGUGUUUGAUGCACACAACCUCUCUGUUGGAAGUGACUAUUACAUCCAGUUGGAAGAGAAAAGCAGUAGCAAUUUAGGGCUGGAUUAUCCACCUGCACUGCUCACAACUGAAGUGGAUAAUCCAGAAAGGCUUGGAGCUGAGGCACCCCAUCUGAUGGCCCUUAAGAACCUUGUGUCUGAGGAGCCCAGUACAGAUGAGGAUUUCUUCCAGAGCAGCGCUCACCCCAAAGAGCUCAGCUCUGCUGAGGACUCUCGUGCUGCCAGUGUUCCUGGGAGCCCUUUCAACAUAUUCAGUGACCUCGACAAAGCAGAUGACCUGCCCAGUCACCAAAAAAUGUUUGGUCUAAUGGAACUAAAUGGAGUUCAAGCUGACUUUAAGCCAACUACCUUGAGUUCAAGCCUGGAUGACUCCAAAGACACCUGCCAGUCCAACAAAGAAAAGCCUCAUAAGCUUUUAGACCAGGACCCUCAGUGCUUAUCAGAAAGUCUUUUACACCAAGAUCGCUUUGAUCCAAUGAGUGUUCAAGAAUUGUCAGAAAACUUUUUAUUUCUUCAGGAGAAAAACCUGCUGAAAGGCUCACUGCCUAGCAAGGAGCAAGUGAAUGAUCUUCAAACAGAACUUAAGAAUGCAGGUUUUACCUCAGCACUGUUAGAUUCACCCCAGAGAGACUCUGUAAGUUCUGAACUUGAGUUUCCUGAAAAUACGUUAGGCUUUCCUUUGUCGCAGGAAAACAUGAGUGGAGAGAAUGAAAGUACAGAUGUCAUGCCUCAGGAUGGUGCGUCACCACAGGCCUCCCCAGAAGUGCAGGUACCACUAGCCUCACUCACAGAAGAAGCAUCUUCUAAUGUCCCCCCAGACUCAGAUCUGAGGCCAGGAGAAACAAACUCCUUUAUAGAUGACAGACUCCCCGAGGAUUCCAUCUGCCUGGAUCUAAGCCCCGACUCUGUGGUUGGCACAGGUGAAAUUCCUGCUAUCGAUGCCAAAACCCUUGAAGGGGGUGAUGGACCCUCAGACAUCAUUUGCCAAAGCAAGGAGGCCUUGAAUCUAACCAAAAGAGACCCUACCCUUCUUGCUGGUCAGGGUAGCAUGGGGAGUAUUCCAGAAUCAAGACUGGAGUUACAAAAUCAGCCAUUUUCAGAGGACCUUCUUAGUGGUAACUUACUGGAGAAAAACUCGGAAGCUGUGGAGACUUUAAAUCAGCGUAACUGUAAGGCUGCCCCGAAGGGUUCAGCCUUGGCGUCUGCCCUCUCCUCAGACUCCACAAGCCAAGAUAGUCUCUUAGAAGACAGUUUGUCAACACCCAUCCCCACCUCAGAGCAGUCUGUGGAGACUCCAGACUCCCUGGAUUCAGUGGAUGUCCAUGAAGCAUUACUAGAGUCUCUAGGCUCCCAUACCCCUCAGAAACUCUUGCCCCCCGAUAAGCCUGCAGACAGCGGCUAUGAAACAGAGAACCUUGAGUCUCCUGAGUGGACCCUGCACCCCGCACCUGAGGACACUGCUGACUCAGACACGGCUGCAGCAGGUGACAGCGGCCAGAGCAGUCUGCCUCCCAACCCAGUGAUUGUCAUCUCAGACGCAGGCGAUGGCCACAGGGCUGCUGAAGGCCCCCCUCAGAGCUUCACACCUGGCACCCAGAGUUCCUACCGAGACUCUGCAUACUUCUCAGACAAUGACUCAGAGCCAGAUAAAAAGCCUGAGGAGGUCCCAGGAACAUCUGCCUCUGCCCUGGUGUUGGUAAAGGGCCAGUCCCCACCUGAGCCACUUGUCCCGGAGGAAAGCUCUGACGGCAGAGACAGCUGUCUGGAAGCCCUACAGAGCAAGCCAGAUCAAAGUCAGGUGUCUGCUCUGCAGAAUUCUUGUCACUCAGAAUCACAAGAAACAUUGCAGCCCACACCAGCUGAUGCUUCCAGAGAGACAUAUCCUGUGGACGAUGAGGCCAGCAGCCCCUUGAGUUUGUUGAAUUCAGAACUCAGCAGCUGUGAUGACCUGGAGACACAGGAAGACCGCCCGUGCAUCCUGGCCUCCACAGGCACCAACACCAAUGAACUCCUUGCAUACACGAGUUCCACACUGGAUAAAUCCUUGUCCAGCCACUUCGAAGGCCCCAAGCUGAAGGAGCCAGACAUUGAAGGGAAAUACCUGGGCAAACUUUGUGUGUCAGGGAUGCUGGACCUCUCAGAGGAUGGGAUGGAUGCAGAUGAGGAAGACGAGAACAGCGAGGACUCAGAUGAGGAGCUGAGGGCCUUCAACUUGCACAGCCUCAGCUCUGAGUCAGAGGAUGACACGGAGCACCCCGUGCCCAUCAUUGUCAGUAAUGACGAUGGUAGGCACUUGCGGAGUUUGCUGAAAUCCUCAGCUGCCGAGCCCAGUGAGCAGCCGCCGGAUGACUGGAAGAAGGAAAAGAAGGCAGUGACAUUUUUUGAUGAUGUCACUGUUUAUCUGUUUGACCAGGAAACCCCCACGAAAGAGCUGGGACAUUGUGGCGAAGCACACGGCCCUGGGCCCAGCAGCCCAGCAGCAGCCUCAGGCUCACCCUACCUGGGCAGGGGCAUGAACUCCGAAAGUUCCACAGACGAAGAAGGUGGAGGCUUUGAAUGGGAUGAUGACUUCUCCCCAGAUCCUUUCAUGUCAAAAACAACAAGUCUUCUGGGUUCCAAACCUUCUCUUCAAACCUCCAAAUACUUUUCUCCCCCUCCACCGGCCAGGAGUGCAGAGCAGAGCUGGCCGCACGUGUCCUCCUGCUCCAGGUUCUCCAUCUCUCCUGCCAACAUUGCCAGCUUCUCUCUUACACACCUCACGGAUUCAGACAUUGAACAAGGAGGCAGCAGUGAAGAUGGAGAAAAGGAUUAGGUGCUGUGGACAUGCGCUCCCAGCCCAAGCAGCGUUCCUGCAUGUCCGCCUGAGCAACGACAUCGACUCCAUGGUGACUGGCACCAGACACUGAGAGGCUCAGGAGUGAUGGGGAGCCGCGCCACCAUGCCGGAAAGCCAGCUCCCUGUGCCACACUGGCCUGCGCUGCUCACGCACUAGAAGUGCUCUUGUGCUGGGUGUCCUGCCAAGGUGGCCACACUGCACACGAGUGUUGGGGACCUGGGGACCUCAGGCCAUGGGUUUGUUUUCUGUGUGGGUGUCUUUCCCAGCACACCUGUGCCUCCAGUCUGGCAUGGGUGCCACAAAGGGAUGCACCAAGGGAAUGGUCGAAGGUGAGCCAUAUUUACUGUUUGUAAGGAAAGCACUGAUUGCUCGCAGACUGCACUGUGGGUGUUCAGAGCUCCCAGCGUUGUACAGCGUCGUGAAUUAUCCAGGGAAAACAUGGCAGGUCAAGCUGGUGCUGUCCACUGGUUUGACUUUUUUUUUUCUCCGUCUUCUCGUGUGUUUGCUCUGCAUGGUACUGUAAAGCUUCGAUAUUUUGAGUGUUCUGUCUUCAGAUCUGUGGGAACUGUACACAGGUACUCUUUCCCAGGCCAUGCUGAGUCUGGGUGUUAGUAUUUUAUGUUCUUAGAGGAAAUCUUUUUGAUGAGUCCAAAACUGCUGCUCUGUUUCUUGAUUGCAUCAAGCAUGUUUCUGUAUAAGGUGGGUUCUCCGAGCAGCUGGCCCUGGCUCUUGUGCUAUUAAACCAUUUUGGCAGAGAUCCAAUAAGAGAUGCACCCAGAACUCAGUGCUGCCUCUCAGUGCCCAGGCCCCGCCCCUUCCUGGUGUGGCAGGUGAGGCCACAUACCACUUCCUUCCCACAGAGGCCAGCCUGCAGGAGCACUUGUGUCAUUCAGGCAGGUGGGGCCUCUGAGACACAGAGUCCCCAUAGAGAGCUGUGAGUGAACAGGGCCAUUUGUCCACUUUCGGGUCCUCCAGCAGCCCCAGGGCCUCCUGGCUGGCCCGGGUCACCUGUACCUGCCUCCCCUUCUAUAUCAAGCCUUCAGCUCUCCUCUUGCUGGGAAAGGGGUCUGGAAUCUUCAGCGUAGCCUCAGUGGAACCUGGUGUCCCCGACAUGAGGCUGGCCUCACUCUGCUGCCUAGGAGUCCUGCUUUGACAAAAGAAGUCUUGGUGGCCAGUGCCAUGUUGAGUGGGGAACUGUACCUGCUUGAGUGGGUCUUCUCACAUGGGCCCCUCACCCCAAAUACUUCCCGGUGCUGACCCCACUGUCCAGACUCCAGUGUGACAUUGGGGUGAGUCUCCAGGCCCUGGCCAGGACAUUGUGAUGUCAAUCGGAGGGACUUGGACUUGCCUACAGAGUGCAAGUGUGGGUGUCAGCUUGAGUUUACGUAGCAAAUUAUGAAUUUAUUGUCAACUUGGAUUCGAUCCAUGAAUUUUUAUAUAAGCAAUAACUUUGUGAUCAGCAGAAGAAAUUUGAGAACAGAAGGUCUCCUUUUCUUGUACUUGGUGCAGUCCUAGCAUGCCUGGGCCCCACAGAAGCACUGGAUAUUGUGACAUGUAUAUUACAAACAGGGCAUUUGAAAGUAAUUUUGCCAAAAUUGUCAUAGCUGAAUUUUUGGUGUAUGGAAUUUCUGACUUUUCUUCUUUUUCUUUCGUUUUCUUUCUUUCUCCCCUUCCUUCCUUCCUUCCUUCCUUCCUUCCUUCCUUCCUUCCUUCCUUCCUUCCUCUAUCUACCAAUCUUAGUUGGGAAAGAGAGGAGAAACAAUUAUAUUAAGAUAUUUUCAAAUUAUAGGUUUACAAAGUUCAGAUUCACUGAUUACAAUCACAUGGAUUCAUAGACUCUAUAUAGCCUUCUUACAGCAUGGGGUAGGUUUAUUAACGUUUAGGACCGGCCAUCUUUCACCAUGUUGAGGGGAUUUUAAUAGUAAAAUUCCCAUUUAUACUUCUAUCUGUAUCAUUCUCAUGGUUAAUUGCCAAAACAAAAGCAUUUUAUAUAUUGAGUUGGGGUGGGGUAGGUCUUCCUGUGGGGUCGCAUGGAAGGGAAGAGUUGUAUAACGCUUGUCAACACAUCCUCCCCAAAUCUCAAGCAAUAUACAGAAAUUUCAGUAGAUUAAACUCCAGCCCAUUAAAUGUGAGCGUGUGCUUUGCCAUCUGAUGUGGGUUUUGUUUUUUGUUUUUGGCUUUUUUAAGACAAGGUUUCUCUGUGUAGUUCUGGCAGUCCUGGAACUUGGUAGUCCAGGCUGGCCUCAAACUCAGAGAUCUACCUGCCUCUGCCUCCUGAGUGUUGCCUCCACACCUGGCUGGUUUUGAUUUUUAUGAUAAUUUGGUUGCCCUUGGUGGGCUUUCCAAACUUGUUCAUUCAAAUAAGCAGUGAAAUCAGUCAAUGGUGCCAGUAGCUGGAACAGAGUGGGCUCAGUGUUGUUUUGUUUUGUUUUUCCUACCCUCCCUUGAGUGCCCGCCCUCCACCUACCAGACUGGAAACUGACUUUAACUCCUGUAAUAAAAAUAAUGAGCCCUCCAUGUCCUUCUUUGAUAAUCUCCCAUUUGUUAUAAGAUGACCUAAGUCAGAAAGAAAAAAGUGGUUCCUUCCACUCCCAGUGAGACUCAAACUCUGUCUGGGCCAGAAGCCAUUCAUUCAUCGAAAGGCUGAAAUUGCAAACAGCCUCCCUUCUGUUUUCAAAAGUAUGGGCCUGACUGUUUUUAGAGAGAUUGGCUUAUCUAAGGAGGUCUGUCUCCCUGCUGUAAAAUGCCUUUUCAAACCUUCUCCCUUUCUCAUAAUUCCUGUAGGGUGUUUGUAGGAUUAGUGAUCCAUUGCCUGUUUCUUCCCCAGGGCUGGGGAAGAAGACAGGCAGCUCCUCAACCUCCUGCCCCUCAGCCAUCACCUGAAAACUCAGGUGCAGCCACCUGUCAGGCUCUGUGUGCCUCGCUUCAGAGCAUCCGCCUUGAGAGGAGUCACCUUCCAGUAAGAAUGGGCAGAACGGUUACUUCAGAUGUACAUCUCAAUAGUCCUUAAGUAGCAAACAGGGUGGCACCAGUCUUGGCUCUUAGGAAACUGCAUUUAACUUAUGAAUAGGGUCGACAGAUGUGUUGGCAGUAUUGCGCCACCCACAGCCACCCCAGUGGUGAACACGGGUUUGCUUGCUGAAGCCUGCACAGGCAAAGCCGGGUCUUGAUGGUCAGACUUGUGCAUGUACCCACUGUUGCGUCCUGUUCACAGCCAGGGGCCUGGGUGGGGCAGUCACGCCUACCGGGCUGCCACCUACUGGGUUGUACUAGUUAACACAGUCAGAAAGGGUUCACGGCAAUAUAACAGUUAAUGAACUUGGAAUUUAAAUUGUGUACAUUUUUAAAUUGUAAGAUUUUUACUGUAUAUUGAAGCUUAGUGUGAUUCAAUAAAUUGCUUGUAAUUUAAAAAUAUUUAAUAUUCAAAAUAAAUACAGUUAUAUAUUUAUAAA
Molecule: messenger RNA, 8206 nt
Organism: Meriones unguiculatus (Mongolian gerbil)
Lineage: Eukaryota; Metazoa; Chordata; Mammalia; Rodentia; Muridae
Gene: Lmtk2
Product: lemur tyrosine kinase 2
Exons: 14
Coding region: 267-4730 (1487 amino acids)
Biological process (GO): protein phosphorylation
Molecular function (GO): ATP binding; protein kinase activity
Source: RefSeq, a predicted model, not a curated record